AUUGGCGGCUAGACUUCUCCAAUGAAAACUGGGGGCGUGGGUGGGCGGAGCCGGAAGUAGAGCCAGCCGAGAGGCCCCUGUCCGGCUGGGGAGGAGGGAAGGGGGAGGGAACUAGAGGAGGAGGAGGUUAGCCGAGGCAGCUACAGCGGCGGCGGCGUAGGGGCUGGUACGCGCUGGGCGGCGAGAGCCUCAUGGCGGAGGAAGAGAGCGAUCAAGAGGCCGAACGCCUCGGAGAAGAGCUCGUGGCCAUUGUGGAGUCCCCGCCAGGCCCUGUUGGGUUUAGAGCUGCGGGCGACGGUAGAGGUGGCGCUGGCGGCGGCAGCUGCGGUGUCGGCGGCUUUGGGAUCAGCAGUCGGGAUUACUGCCGACGCUUCUGUCAGGUCGUGGAAGAUUAUGCUGGAAGAUGGCAGGUCCCUUUGCCACAGCUUCAGGUUCUUCAGACUGCACUCUGCUGUUUUACAUCAGCCAGUGCGUCAUUCCCAGAUGAAUGUGAGCACGUACAGUAUGUUUUGAGUAGCCUUGCUUUGAGCUUCUUUGAGUUGCUGCUGUUCUUUGGAAGAGAUGAGUUUUAUGAAGAGCCCUUAAAGGAUAUUCUUGGAUCAUUCCAGGAAUGCCAGAAUCACCUCCGCAGAUAUGGAAAUGUGAAUCUGGAACUGGUGACUCGAAUCAUUAGAGAUGGUGGCCCAUGGGAAGAUCCAGUGUUGCAAGCUGUUCUUAAAGCCCAGCCAGCAUCUCAGGAGAUAGUGAACAAAUAUUUAAGUUCUGAAAAUCCACUGUUCUUUGAACUACGUGCCAGAUACCUAAUUGCUUGUGAACGCAUACCUGAAGCAAUGGCUCUUAUUAAAUCUUGUAUAAAUCACCCAGAAAUCAGCAAAGACUUGUACUUCCAUCAAGCGCUCUUCACAUGUCUGUUUAUGUCACCUGUAGAAGAUCAGCUAUUCCGGGAGCAUUUAUUGAAAACUGAUUGUAAAAGUGGGAUUGAUAUCAUCUGUAACACUGAAAAAGAAGGCAAGACUAUGUUAGCCUUGCAACUCUGUGAAUCCUUUCUUAUUCCACAACUCCAGAAUGGAGAUAUGUACUGUAUCUGGGAGUUGAUUUUCAUAUGGAGUAAACUUCAGCUUAAGUCUAAUCCUUCAAAACAAGUUUUUGUAGAUCAAUGCUACCAGCUUUUAAGAACAGCAACUAAUGUGAGAGUCAUAUUUCCUUUCAUGAAAAUCAUUAAAGAUGAGGUUGAAGAAGAUGGCCUACAGAUCUGUGUGGAAAUAUGCGGUUGUGCUCUACAACUAGAUCUUCAUGAUGAUCCCAAAACUAAAUGUUUAAUUUAUAAAACAAUUGCACAUUUUUUGCCAAAUGAUUUGGAGAUCCUCAGGAUUUGUGCACUCUCAAUAUUUUUUCUUGAGCGCUCCUUGGAAGCUUAUCAUACUGUUGAAGAGCUUUACAAACGUCCAGAUGAGGAAUAUAAUGAAGGCACAAGUAGUGUUCAAAAUCGUGUUCGUUUUGAAUUGCUUCCAAUUUUGAAAAAGGGAUUGUUUUUUGAUCCCGAAUUCUGGAACUUUGUAAUGAUUAAGAAAAACUGUGUAGCAUUAUUGAGUGAUAAAUCAGCAGUUAGAUUUCUAAAUGAAAGUACACUGGAAAACUCCAUAGGUAAUCUAAAGAAGGCAGUGGAACAGCAAGGUUUAGAUGAAGGGCUGGACUUUCUUACAGACCAGAGCACUGGAGAGCUUGAUCCUGAUGAUAUACCUAGAGUGCAACCUAAGGGUCACAUUAAUACGAAGAAAAAUCUUAUGGCUCUUAAUGUUUCCAAAGUAGAUCACAAUGUCCCAAGGCAUCGGUGUAUGUUAUGUAACAAAGAAUUUCUAGGUGGUCACAUUGUAAGACAUGCCCAGGCUCAUCAGAAAAAGGGCAGUUUUUCUUGUGUAAUAUGUGGUAGGAAAUUUAGAAACAGAGGACUUAUGCAGAAGCAUUUAAAGAAUCAUGUUAAAAAAAUACAAAGACAGCAAAUUGCUGCAGCCCAACAAGAGGAUCAGGAAAUCCCUGCUUUGGAAGAAGUAAAUUGUUCAGAUACUUUCAUUUCAUUUGAAAAUGGGAAUUCUGGUAGUAAAGAUUUGGAAAUAGAGACAAUUACUGCUUCCAGUGAUGGAAACAAAGAAGUCAUUCCUGCACAUGUGGCUGAGUUCAUUGAAAUUCCCGUAAGUGUCUCGGAAGAGGUUAUUGAAAACAUGAUUGAGAAUGGAAGUCCUGAGACUUCUUUAAAUAAUGUUUCAGAGCCUUUGCCUGUAUGUGAGGAUGACUAUGAGGAGGAAGAGGAUGAAGAAGGUGGUUACGAAGAUGACGAUUAUGACCUGAAUCAAGAAACUUCAGUACUCCAUAAAAUCAAUGGAACUGUGUGCCAUCCAAAAGACAUAUAUGCUACAGAUCAAGAAGGAAACUUUAAGUGCCCUGCUCUUGGUUGUGUCAGGAUAUUUAAAAGAAUUGGCUUUCUAAAUAAACAUGCAAGGACUGUACAUCCAACGGAUUUAAAUGUGCGGCAAACAGUAAUGAAGUGGAGCAAAGGGAAAUGCAAAUUCUGUCAGAGGCAAUUUGAAGAUUCUCAACAUUUUAUCGAUCACCUUAAUCGACACAGCUAUCCAAAUGUGUAUUUUUGUUUGCAUUUUAAUUGCAAUGAGUCGUUUAAGUUGCCGGUCCAGCUUGCUCAGCACACAAAAAGUCAUAGGAUAUUUCAAGCUCAGUGUAGUUUUCCAGAAUGCCAUGAGCUUUUUGAAGAUCUUCCUCUCCUAUAUGAACAUGAGGCUCAGCACUAUUUAAGUAAAACACCAGAAUCAUCUGCACAACCAAGUGAAACAAUUCUUUGGGAUGUUCUUACAGACUCAAAUCCUAAUCAUCAGGAAAAAGACUCAUCUAGUAAUGAGAAACAAACUAUUAGUCUGCCAGUUUCUACUAGCAAAUCAAGGAAAGAUUCCACAGAACCAAAGACAUGUACAGAAAGUAUGGAAAAGAAAACAGAUGGUUUAGUUCAGAAUGGAAAUGAACAUUCUGAUGACACUGUUUCUGAUAUAAGCUUGACAGACCAAAAGAUGCCUGACAGAGAGCCAAAUUCUGAAAAUAAUUGUAGUAUUAGUGAUUUAGUCAAUGGACACAGUGGAAUAGAGCAGACACCUUUAGUUUCGUCAGAUCCUGCUUUGAAAAUGGAUACAAAUAGAAUCAGGACAGAAAACGGUUCCAUUUUACCCAGUGUCGUACCACAGGAACAUAAUACCCCGCCAGUAUCUCAGGCACCUUCCAAACCAAAUCUGACGAGUGAACACACUUCAUAUGGCUUAAUUUUAACAAAGCCGUAUGUCAGACCACUGCCUCCCAGUUACCUUGAUGAACGGUACCUUAGUAUGCCAAAACGCAGAAAAUUUCUGACUGAUAGAGUAGAUGCCUGUUCUGAUCAAGAUAAUGUUUGUAAAAAAUCCGUGAAAAGAUUAAGAUGUGGCAAAUGCCUGACCACCUACUGUAAUGCAGAAGCACUUGAGGCUCACCUUGCACAAAAGAAAUGUCAGACACUCUUUGGAUUUGAUUCAGAUGAUGAAAGUGCCUGAUAAAAAUGUUUCAGAAAGAUCUGUCGAUCAAGCAGUAGUGUGAAAAAAGCACUGCAAGAAAUUGCAUCAUCAGUUUGCUAUUUUCCUGAUGGCCUUAAUUUUCAUGCGGUCUUGGAUUACUAAAGAUAAAGACAAAAGCACAUUUUCUAGAAUGAACUCAGAGAGGAGAUGUGCUGGUUUAGACUCCAAAAGGGUUAUUACAAAACUCCCAAAGUACCAGUUAUCCAGAAAACCACAUUUUUUAAAAAAGUUGAUGACUAUUAUUGCAGCAUGUUCGGUUUCACUUAUAUGAGAAACGUGUUCAGGCAACUAGUCAGAAAGAAAUACCAGCUAUGGCCUUACAGAAAGGGAAAAGUUAAUCCAUUAUUAAAAAAGAAGGGGGGAGGGGUUGGUUUACAAUAAACAACUUAAAAGUAUUCUACAAAUGAGAUUUGUUUUCUUGUCAUACAUAAUCAGAUUAUGUCCUCCCUUUUCAAACAUGGUUUAAAGAACUGUUGCUAUUUGGUUUAUUAUAAUUUAGAAAAUGAUACAUGAAAAUAAAACUUGAUUCACCGCCAUGCUAUCCAUGGAAGAUUGUAACUUAUUUCCAAGUUGGUUGAUCAGACAGAACAGAGUUCAAUGAAUGUUAUGCCAGCAUUGAAAAUUAAAAAAAAAAACAAAAGAAACAAAACACUUUGCUAAUAAACUCUUAAUAGAACCUUCCACUUUCCAUUUUUGUAAUACCAGUGAAUUGUUUUUAAAGGCAGCAGUGUCAGUUAAAUAGAAAAAGUACCAUCAGUAACUUUGGGGAGAGCUGGGAGGAAUCUAAGACCAUAAAGGCUAUCUAAUUGAAGGAAAACACUGAAUUGCAAAUAACUCAAUGUGAAUAAUGGUAUAAGCACACUGGGAUAUUUCUAUUUGUAUAUAGAGUAGUGUUACUAGGACAUUGCUUGAUGAUUCAUAGUAAGGUCCUUUUAGACAUUAAUGUGAGUUAUCUAAGUACAGUCCUAUCAAAAUAACUGGCUGUAAAAAAAA
Mustela erminea (ermine) is the source of this 4598-nucleotide messenger RNA. It is a transcript of the gene ZNF654, whose product is annotated as zinc finger protein 654. Gene Ontology annotation, biological process: regulation of transcription by RNA polymerase II. The transcript is spliced from 9 exons. The coding region runs from base 192 to 3584 and encodes 1130 amino acids. The record is from RefSeq and is a predicted model, not a curated record. Gene Ontology annotation, cellular component: nucleus. NCBI's taxonomy places the organism in Eukaryota, Metazoa, Chordata, Mammalia, Carnivora, Mustelidae. Gene Ontology annotation, molecular function: DNA binding; DNA-binding transcription factor activity, RNA polymerase II-specific.